Molecule: messenger RNA, 2251 nt
Organism: Humulus lupulus (European hop)
Lineage: Eukaryota; Viridiplantae; Streptophyta; Magnoliopsida; Rosales; Cannabaceae
Product: F-box/kelch-repeat protein At3g23880-like
Exons: 1
Coding region: 67-1320 (417 amino acids)
Molecular function (GO): protein binding
Source: RefSeq, a predicted model, not a curated record
GAAAUGCCUAAACCCAGAUAUCUCCGGAGAUAGUAGCUAGGGUUUGGUGUCUUUGUUUUGGUCGAGAUGGCAAUGGUGGUCAGUAAUUCGAAAUUGAAAAUUAGGUGUUGGAGCGAUGGCUGCUGCAAAUUACCAAUGGAGAUAAUUGAGGAGAUAGUGUUAAGAUCAGAUGCAAAAUCUGUGAUACGGUUCAAGUGUGUGAGCAGAUAUUGGUUGUCCAGAUUAAGUGAGCCAAGUUUCAUGAAUGCCUACCACAAACGACAGGUACCUCGUACCCUCAUGGGCGUCCAUUUCACUGGUUGGUCUGUGUUUCUCAGUGGUCGUGGAGGUUGUGUGGAUCUAUUUUCAGUUCGUAUCUCCGAAAACUUCGAUCAGAUUUCUUCUCAGGUAUACAGUUUUGAGAGGAAGGCUUCGGAAAUGGUCUUUAUGGGCAGUGAUAGUGGUGUGAUUUGCUUGCGAGGACGAUAUGAUAAUUCUGUUUAUCUUUGGAACCCCGCAAUCGAAAAGCAUAAGAAACUUCCUCGAACUCCGCCCCCUCCUUCUAAUCUUAACCUUCAUAUUUUUUUGUAUGGAUUUGGGUACGAACCAUUGACCAAUGAUUUCAAAGUGGUGGCUGUAGGUGGUGGAGGUGAACGGUCUGGCUAUGGAAGUAUGCUGUGUGGUAACUUCUUUCUAAAAGGUGAACAAGUUUCAGUAUAUAGUUCGAAAAGCGAUUCAUGGAAAACUAUGGUCAUGCCUGACCUUAUCUCUUCAGAUCAACAUGAUAAUCACUCUACCCUGAUGGUUGUUAUUACGUCUAUGGGGUCCGUUGUUGUUAGUGACUCUAUUCAUUGGCCAAUCGCUAUUCACCGUUUAACACCUAGAUAUGAAAAAUUGGCUGAUGACGUAGUUGCUUUUGAUCUAAGUAGUGAGGAAUUUAAGCUCAUUAAAGCCCCUUCAUCUUUAAAAAAUAAGGGCUUUAUCAAUAGAAGUAUCUCUAACUUUUGUGGCUGCCUAUCUCUGAAUACUUCAUCAUUGUCAUGUAUCGAGAUAUGGGUGAUGAAGAAAUAUGGUGUGUGGGAUUCUUGGACUAAAUAUCUUUACGUGGACUUUGCUAACCAAACUGUGCCAUCAUCCUUAAGAAAACACUUCCGGCCACACUUCCGGCCAUUAGGUGUUUCACAUAAUGGUAACCUCUUACUUGAAUCAAGAAGCCUUGAUGUGAAGAACAGGUAUGUUCUAUCCUUUUAUGAUCCUAAGAGUAGGACAGUCUACUAUAUUGGUGAACGGGAGAGUCGUUACUACUUUGCUAAUUAUGCUGAGAGUAUCUUUCUAGGUUAAAAAGAGGGCAAAGUUUUUUUUACCUUUGGUUCUUUAAAGUAUUGUUCUUUGAUGAUUAAUUUUCUUCCUCUUAAUUCUAAUUGUGUUGUUUGGGUGUUUAGUACUUUGUGUUUUUGGAAUAUUUUUUAGUUUAUUUUGGUUUCGAUUUAGAUUUUUUGUUAUUUGUUCGUUAAAAUUCAUGCUUACUUUUUAUAUUUUUGUUUUGUGGGCAUGCAUACUUUUUAUCUACAUACAAGUUGAAUCUACGAUAUAAUUGAAUUGAACAAUCAAAUAUGAAACAACAAAGUGAACUAAGUAAACAGAGAGGUUGAGUUUAUAAACAAAUUCUAAUUCUGCUAGUUUUGUUUAUCCUAUUUUAUCAUACUUCAUAUUCACCAAAGCACAAAGCAAAACAUGUUUAUAUCAAAACGACGAGUUCAAUAUAAUGUUUGGAGUAAAAACAUUUAUCACAGCCUAUAAAUAAAAUUCCAUUGGAAUAGAGGAGAAGAAAAUUACAAAAUAAGGUGAUUUUGCAAGUCCACAGCCUUGGUGUUCAAGAGAGUAAUCCAUUUCAUAUUAGUUGCAUAAUUUCAAAUUUGCAUAAAUAUAAUUCUUUUCACAAUCAUUUAUAGAAAAGAAUUAAUUCCUGUUCACAUGAUAUAGCUUGAAUUAACUCACAUGGACUUUUCAUUACAAGACAUGCAUGGAGGCAAUUGUCAAUGUUUUUGACUGUUUUAUUCAUGAAACUCAUCAUCAUGGAAUUAUAUAUAUGUUCUAUUCAAUAAUGAAAGCAGAAGCGUAAAGGUAAUCAAGGAAUUAUUAAGAUUGAAACUCCUAACUUGGCAAAGCCGAAGACCUUGAAAGGUAGAGACAUUGAUGUAAGUUUCACAACUUUCCCUCUGUACAUUGUUUGUUGUGUACUUGUAUAGAAAUGCAAUGCUGUUUUAUUAAU